This is a messenger RNA of Parathielavia appendiculata, 1449 nucleotides long. RefSeq lists its product as uncharacterized. Gene Ontology annotation, molecular function: ATP hydrolysis activity. Lineage: Eukaryota; Fungi; Ascomycota; Sordariomycetes; Sordariales; Chaetomiaceae. The transcript is spliced from 5 exons. The record is from RefSeq and is a predicted model, not a curated record. The coding region runs from base 1 to 1449 and encodes 482 amino acids.
AUGGCCGACAAGUCCUUAUCUCGGCAGCAGUGGAUCCUCCAGAAGGAGCGAGACCAGCAAGAUAACGAAGCCCUCGACAAAGGCAUGCUUUAUCACGGGCUCGAGGAUGUGACGGCCCAUCUCCUACGCGUGUAUGACGAAGCGCGGGAGAUAAUCAAGGGCGGCGGCGAUCUCCUGGAGGUUGGAAACUUGAACGCACGCUUCGUUGAUCACAACAUCGACCGCUGCCUGGUUUCGGCAGACGUCUUCGCCCGGACAACACCACAUCGAUACCUGCAUGACGCCUGGAAAGAAGCACUCCCCACAGACGAUGGGGCGCGUGGGAUUCUCUUCGUCGACGAUCUUAAAUACUCAGGCAUCGCGCCACUGGGCAGCCAGCUGUCACGUCUCUUGGAGAAAUCAACGCCUCCCAAGCCACCGGUAAUCGUCUUGCAUCAUUCUGUUGAGAAGGCUGUGGAAUACCUUCUCCAGCCAACCGCAAAAGUGCCUGCGAUUUGUACAGUCCCGCUGCGUUACACGGAAGACGACGUGCUCGCAUUGCUCACGGCAACAAUCAAGGAGGAAUUUGGAGACAAGGAGAUUCAAGGAGGCUGGGAUGGAGCCUCUAUGGCGGCAUAUGUCCAGCGCUUAACUCGCAACAGAGGCUUGAAAUCCCGCGGUAACGUUCAAGCAUCGGUGGAAGGGCUGAAGCAGCGACGGGCGAAGAGAACCGAGGCCGAGGAGCGGAUGAUCACGGCCUGGACGGAGCUGCGGGAGAUGAUCGGCAUGGAGCAGGUCAAAGAGUCGGUUCGCCAGCUUCUCAGCCAGAUCGUGCGCUCAGCCAGCGGGCCGAGCUGGAGCGGAAGCCAGCUGUGGCCCCUUUGUCCAACCGCUGCUGCUUUCUGGGGCCUCCCGACACUGAUCUCAUCGGAUGCUACGUCGGCUGGGAUGAGAAAGCCACAAAGAAAGGCCACCGAUGAAGCCCGAGGCGGUGUGCUGAUCAUCGACGACUUCCACCUCCUCCUGCCUGACAACAUGCACAACACUGACCGGACGGACGUGUUCCGUGCUGCAGUCAUCGACACAAUGGUGGCCAACGUUGACCCAAACAGCACGCGUAAGGAAGCAGUCAUCCUGGUCGGUCAUUCUGAGUUCAUGACCGAAGCCUUCGAGAAGACCAACCCGGGCCUCACGCGUCGGUUCCGGCUGGCCCAGACCAUCCGCUUCGAGCCGUACAGUGACCGGAAGCUCACCCAGAUACUUCACCUCAAGCUGCGCAAGCACAGCCUCGUCGCCUCGGACACAGCGGUCCGCGUGGCCGAGGGAAUAUUCCCUAUCGCGCGCCACCGUCCCAGCUUCGGCAAGCUUGUCGUAGUGCUGGCCGGCUACGAGGAGGACAUGGAGAAGCUGAUGGGUGGAACCGCGGGCUCCGGAGCCGCUUUGCUACCUACGUCGACUUCGAGCCCUUGA